AUGGAUUUCAACGACCUGAAGUCCACUGUGUCGAACCUGACCUUGUAUGAUCUCAAGGCCGGGUUCCGUAAGGCGCAGAACGCUGUCAUGAACUAUACGGAAAUGGAGUCAAAGGUCCGCGAGGCAACUAAUAACGAGCCGUGGGGUGCAUCGUCGACAACGAUGCAAGAAAUCGCCCAGGCUACAUUCAGCUACCAAACGCUCAACGAGAUUAUGCCCAUGAUAUACCGCCGUUUCACCGAAAAGUCCGCCGAGGAGUGGCGCCAGAUUUACAAGGCGUUGCAGCUGCUGGAAUUCCUGAUCAAGCAUGGUUCUGAACGAGUAAUAGAUGACGCCCGAGGACACAUUACACUGCUCAAGAUGCUGCGCCAGUUUCACUUCAUCGACCAAAACGGCAAAGAUCAGGGUCUCAAUGUGCGAAACCGAGCCAAGGAACUGGCCGAACUCCUAGGCGAUGUCGAACGUAUCAGAACUGAACGUAAGAAGGCUCGUGCGACCAAGAGCAAAUAUACCGGUGUCGAAGGCGGUACAUCGUUUGGGGGGGGCUUCUCUGGUGGCAGCCGCUACGGCGGUUUCGGGCCCGAGUCCUCGGGAGGCGGCCCUGCUUCCUAUGGUGGAUACUCUGGCGGUGUUUAUGGCGACGGUGGUGGAUUUGGUGGUCAAUCCAGUGAUUACCAAGAAGGUGGCGGUGCCGGCCGAUCAGACCGAUUCGAAGAAUACGACGAAUUUGAUGAGGGCGACAAGACAGCGGCCAGCUCGACCCGAAGAGCCAGAACCGAACGCGCGGGAACGAAGAAGACCACCCCCGAGCCCGCCAAGCCCAAGGAGCCCGAGGUCGAUCUGUUUUCUUUCGACGAGCCGGUCACAACCUCAAGCGUAUCCGCCCCCGCCGCUCGCUCGGGACUUGCUGAUCUGGCUGGCCCCAGCAGCACCGCAGCUGCCGCGAACGACGACGACGAUGAGUUUGACGACUUUCAAUCGGCUACGCCUUCGGCACAAUCGGCCACCGUACCAUCUGCUUUUGGCAAGCCACUGGCCGCUUCCGCCGCAGCGGCACCCACACAGACUGCCUCCUCCCAAGCAUUCGCCGCUCUUACACCGCUGGCGAGCACAUCAGCCACCCCUAGCAUCAACUACAAUGCCUUCGCUGCACCUGCACAGGCCGCUAAGCCCGCCGCCUCAGGACCGAACUACUUUGGCGGCGUCCAGUCCCUCGGCAGUACCCAAGUCAGCACGCCUAACACCACAACGAACUCUGGGCCUUCGACCAUGGCCAACACGCGACCGGUCCAGGGAAACAGCAAGCCGGCGACCCCUGCGGGCGGUGGCGAUGCCUUUGGCGCUCUGUGGGGCAAAGCUAGCGCCGGCAUCAAGAAAACGAGCACGUCGACGUCUGGCCCUGCUCUGGGCCAAUUGGCCAAGGAGAAGAGUAAUGCCAACAUUUGGGGCUCCUCGGCGUCCAACUCUCAGACGCUGGGUGGCUCCGGAGCUGGAGCUGGCGGUGGCUCAGCUUCCGGCGAUCUGCUCGGCUAG
Molecule: messenger RNA, 1533 nt
Organism: Cordyceps militaris CM01
Lineage: Eukaryota; Fungi; Ascomycota; Sordariomycetes; Hypocreales; Cordycipitaceae
Product: epsin-3
Exons: 4
Coding region: 1-1533 (510 amino acids)
Biological process (GO): endocytosis; Golgi to endosome transport
Cellular component (GO): endosome; clathrin vesicle coat; plasma membrane
Molecular function (GO): phospholipid binding; clathrin binding
Source: RefSeq, a predicted model, not a curated record